Amaranthus tricolor (Joseph's coat) is the source of this 1437-nucleotide messenger RNA. Its product is annotated as folate synthesis bifunctional protein, mitochondrial. The record is from RefSeq and is a predicted model, not a curated record. The annotation marks the transcript as partial. Gene Ontology annotation, biological process: tetrahydrofolate biosynthetic process. The transcript has a single exon. Lineage: Eukaryota; Viridiplantae; Streptophyta; Magnoliopsida; Caryophyllales; Amaranthaceae. Gene Ontology annotation, molecular function: dihydropteroate synthase activity; 2-amino-4-hydroxy-6-hydroxymethyldihydropteridine diphosphokinase activity.
UAUGUUGAAGUUUGUUCCAAGAAGCAAGAAGUCGUUAUUGCAAUUGGGAGCAAUGUUGGUGAUAGAUUAGAAAAUUUUAACCAAGCUCUGCAACAAAUGAAGAGAUUAGGCAUAGACAUCACAAGGCAUGGUUGUUUGUAUGAGACAGAACCUGCAUACGUGAUUGAUCAACCGAAGUUUCUUAACUCUGCUUUAAGAGGCUUUACAAGACUUGGACCUCAUGAAUUAUUAGGGGUAUUGAAGAGAGUCGAGAAGGAUAUGGGUAGAACCAAGGGAAUAAGGUAUGGUCCUAGACCAAUUGACUUGGACAUACUAUUUUAUGGGAAGUUUAGGGUGAGCUCUGAGAGCCUCACUAUCCCCCAUGAAAGGAUAUGGGAAAGACCAUUUGUGAUGGCACCAUUGAUUGAUUGUAUUGGGUCUAAUGUAGAAAAUGACUCUAUUUGUACAUGGCAUUCAUUAUCAAAUUUUUCGGGCGGAAUCUUUGAAGCAUGGGAUAAACUCGGUGGAAGUUCCCUAAUCGGGAAGGAUGGAAUGAAAAGGGUUUUGCCCGUUGGGAACCGCUUAUGGGAUUGGUCUCAUAAAACCUCUGUAAUGGGAGUCUUGAACUUGACUCCUGAUAGCUUUAGUGAUGGAGGAAGGUUUCAAUCUGUCGAUAUUGCAGUUGCUAAGGUUUGUCAAAUGAUCUCAGAUGGGGCCGACAUAAUUGACAUCGGGGCACAAUCAACCAGACCCAUGGCAACUAGGAUUUCGACUGAAGAAGAGCUAGAAAGAGUAGUACCUGUAUUAGAAGCUGUCAAGGAUUUGAUCGCGGAAGAAGGAAGAAUCUUAUCGGUGGAUACAUUUUAUUCAAAAGUUGCUUCUGAGGCCGUCAAGAAGGGGGCACACAUUGUGAAUGAUGUCUCUAGUGGGAAAUUUGAUCCCGAGAUGUUCAAUGUUGUUGCGAACCUUAAAGUUCCUUAUAUAGCAAUGCACAUGCGAGGAGAUUCGACUUCAAUGCAAAAUUCUGAGAACUUGACGUACAAUGAUGUUUGUAAGCAAGUGGCUUCGGAGUUGAGCUCUAGGGUCAUAGAUGCAGAAUUAUCGGGAAUUCCUGCUUGGAGGAUGGUUAUUGAUCCCGGCAUUGGCUUUUCUAAGAAUACGAAGCAAAAUUUGGAAAUUCUUAGUGGUUUACAAAAGAUACGUGAAGGGAUAGCUAAGAAGAGUUUGGCGGUAGCUCAUUGCCCCUUGCUAAUUGGACCUUCAAGAAAGAGGUUUCUGGGCGAAAUUUGCAAUCUCCCAGUAGCAGCUGAUAGGGAUCCUGCUACCGUUACUUCUAUAACUGCUGGAGUUUUAGGUGGUGCAAACAUUGUAAGAGUACAUAAUGUGAGGGAUAACCUUGAUGCUGUCAAGUUAUGUGAUGCCAUACUCGGAAAAACGGAUUAAUUGCUUGUUUUGGAU